Aspergillus calidoustus is the source of this 819-nucleotide messenger RNA. The record is from the annotation of a GenBank genome assembly. Lineage: Eukaryota; Fungi; Ascomycota; Eurotiomycetes; Eurotiales; Aspergillaceae.
AUGAUGACGGAACUCAGUACGUUUCCAACGCGACCGUACGCCCCCGCGCAGGAGCACGCGCCAAGGGAUGAUGCCCUCGAUCUCUAUUCUCUCGUCCCGUAUCUCGAGGACUAUCAAAAUCGAGCCAGAACGCGACGGUGUUUCAUCACAGACGACUCGAAAAGCGAAGUAUCAUGGACGGACGUGGAUGGGCAGGGCCCCGCGAGUGUGAGGGUGCUGAACUCGCUGGCUGAGCUGCGCGGCUACAGGAGCCUUCAUUGUCCUCAAAGAAACGACUUGAGGGUCAUCUCUGUCUGCCAGUCCAACUCCUGGAGGCCGUUGAGCGUCACUUGUGACAUGUUCAAGGAGAUUGUGGAUGCUGUCAGCGCCUCACCGGAUUUGCUGGAGCUGCCACUGUCGUUUUACCAAAAGACCAUCGCAGUCGAGGAGGGGUUCACCACUGCGCCCGUGUUCAGGCUCAACGCUAGCUCAAUGGAAAUUAUGUACAUCAUCAAAUACGCCUUUCAAAAACCGUUUGAGGAAAAAGGAAAAGACAACUGGGUUCUACGGCAAACAGGGGUAUAUCAAAAAUACGACAUCGCAACAAAAAACAGCACCCUCGUCUUCUUGAACCCAACACGAGAGUGCAAGUUCCAAGAGCGACUGAUGGGCCUCCUUCAAUCACCGUAUAAGCGAACCUGCCUGCAGCGCAACCCGCUUCUGGUCCACAACAUCCUCUUUGGGACCUUCUUCCACGCCUGGAGGGACUACCUAAAGCAUCUGGAGGGGAGAAUACUCCCCAUCGUAAGUUCACUUGUCGACAACUUCAUCAUCAGCUAA